AUGUUGAACGAAAGUCUUACAAACCCAUUCUUUGGUAAAAGUAAGUGCAACAUUGUCAGAGCUGUAAACAUUCUUUUCGAGAAAGGUUUGUUGGAACCAAUUCCAGAUGACAAGCUGACAGAAACUUUUGUACCAAAAGACGAAACAAACUUUUCAUUGUUAGCAAGACCAAAAGUUGUUCCAGACAAAGUUCUAGUACAAAAGAAGUACACAGUUCCACAAGGGGUUGGUAUGUUCGGAUACCAACCUGAACCAGAAGAACUUCCAAUGAGGUUGCAAGAACUUCAAGAUGCUAUAAACAAACUUCCAUUGAGACAUCCAAUUGACGUCAAAUUGUAUUGGAGAGCAUCUGAGUUAGGUCAGAAGGUUUUAUAUGAAACAGGUUGCUUCGACGAUGUUUAUGAGAUAACAGGAGAAGUUUCUCAGAAGAUAAGAGACUCACUUGAAUUUCCACAAACUGGACCAAUUGGUUGCGACAAGUUCGACUCAGAUGAAAAGAUAUACUAUGUCGACCUUAACGCUGCAUACAUGAGGUUUGUCCAAUAUAUUCCGACUGGAAUUCCAAACGAAGAUGGUGAGUUCCCGGGAAGGAACUAUACAGUUGGAAAAGUCAUACAACAACUGUAUGAUAUUAGGAAAGCUUCAAACCCCAAACUUGCAAUGACACUCAAAUUGCUUAUGAAUUCGACAUGGGGAUAUUCCAUUAAGAAACCUCAAGAGAUGAAGAGUAAACAUUAUGAGAAGGUCGACAACUUUGUUGAAAGGUUUUCUCCUUUUGUUUUGAAGUACGAAUUCACUCAAGGUCAAAGUGGCUUAGUAACCACAUUAAAACCUAUUGUCGAACAUUGGUCUUACCCUCAGUUCGCAAAGGCAGUCCUUGACAACUACAAUGAGUUCUUCUCGGAAGUCAAAUCGAAAGUCAAGGUUUACUAUGAGAACAUUGACGCACUCAUGACGAACGAAGAAGGCUAUAACAAACUCAUUGAAAUGGGUUUAGUCGGUGAGAAGAUGGGUCAAUUCAAAUUGGACAAAAUUUUCACCGAAGUUCAUGUCCUCUCCAAGCGUAAGUACUGGGGUGUUAAAGAAGAUGGUGAAAUAGUUAAACAUUGCAUGAAAUAA
This is a messenger RNA of Trichomonas vaginalis G3, 1119 nucleotides long. RefSeq names its product DNA/RNA polymerases family. The transcript has a single exon. Lineage: Eukaryota; Parabasalia; Trichomonadida; Trichomonadidae. Bases 1 to 1119 code for a protein of 372 amino acids. The record is from RefSeq and is a predicted model, not a curated record.